UGAUGAUGAUAAUGACACUGAUGAUUUUUAACCGGAUUAAAAUCGAGUUUUUCUGAAUGUUCAUAAGAAUUUCUCCGGCCUCCUGAUUGACUUUGGAGUUUUGCAUCUUGGGAGAGAAAGUGAAGGCAUUAGCAUUUUUAAGUGGAUUGAUCACAUAAACCUUUUCUCUCCCAACCAACCCCACCCUUGCCCUCAUCCCCUCCCCCAGGCUCGAAAGAAUUUUACUGGCUGUUAAGUCUGUGACCUUAUUUUUCCUGAUCUUUAACUUAACUGUUUUAGAGCAUCUCUGGACGUCUGUAUUUUUAAUUUUUUAUUUUUGUUUUUUUUAUUUUUAAUCUUUCAUUUGUUAAAUUUUUAAACUGUGCUGCAAUAAAAUGUGUGUGGUACUACUUAACACCUAUGAUGGUGAUGGCGGCAUUUUCCCAGAAAGCCAUUUUCCUCCUGUUACCCUUGAAAUCCCAUCCUGCUUUUCCUGUACACUACUUCCCUUCACAAACCACAAGCUGCAGCAACAUGGAUGCCCAGCCUGGAACAGCAGCAGCCAGGAUGACCUGGAGCCAGGGGGGCCUUCGGAACAGAUGCACACCCUUCCCGGGUGAUGGUAAGAGUUUUUCAGCUUUGUGAAGAACCUUAACAUCAAAGAAAAUGGCCAGCAAUGUCACCAACAAGACAGAUCCUCGCUCCAUGAACUCCCGUGUAUUCAUUGGGAAUCUCAAUACUCUUGUGGUCAAGAAAUCUGAUGUGGAGGCGAUCUUUUCAAAAUACGGCAAAAUUGUGGGUUGCUCUGUUCAUAAGGGCUUUGCCUUUGUUCAGUACGUUAAUGAGAGAAAUGCCCGGGCUGCUGUGGCAGGAGAGGAUGGCAGAAUGAUUGCUGGCCAGGUUUUAGAUAUUAAUCUGGCUGCAGAGCCAAAAGUGAACCGAGGAAAAGCAGGUGUGAAACGAUCUGCAGCGGAGAUGUACGGGUCAGUACCAGAACACCCUUCUCCGUCCCCUCUACUCAGCUCCUCUUUUGACUUGGACUAUGACUUUCAACGAGAUUAUUAUGACAGGAUGUAUAGUUACCCAGCACGUGUUCCUCCUCCUCCUCCUAUUGCUCGGGCUGUAGUUCCUUCAAAACGCCAGCGUGUAUCAGGAAACACCUCACGAAGAGGCAAAAGUGGCUUCAAUUCUAAGAGUGGACAGCGAGGAUCUUCUUCUAAGUCUGGAAAGUUGAAAGGUGAUGACCUUCAGACCAUUAAGAAGGAGUUGACCCAGAUAAAACAAAAAGUGGAUUCUCUACUGGAAAGCCUGGAAAAAAUUGAGAAAGAACAGAGCAAACAAGGAGUAGAGAUGAAGAAUGAUAAGUCAGAAGAGGAGCAGAGCAGCAGCUCCCUGAAGAAAGAUGAGACUAAUGUGAAGAUGGAGUCUGAGGGGGGUGCAGAUGACUCUGCUGAGGAGGGGGACCUACUGGAUGAUGAUGAUAAUGAAGAUCGGGGGGAUGACCAGCUGGAGUUGAUCAAGGAUGAUGAAAAAGAGGCUGAGGAAGGAGAGGAUGACAGAGACAGCGCCAAUGGCGAGGAUGACUCUUAAGCACAUAGUGGGGUUUAGAAAUCUUGUCCCAUUAUUUCUUUACCUAGGCGCUUGUCUAAGAUCAAAAUUUUCACCAGAUCCUCUCCCCUAGUAUCUUCUUCAGCACAUGCUCACUGUUCUCCCCAUCCUUGUCCUUCCCAUGUUCAUUAAUUCAUAUUGCCCUGCGCCUAGUCCCAUUUUCACUUCCUUUGAUGCUCCUAGUAGUUACGUUAAGUCUUACCCUGUAAUUUUUGCUUUUAAUUUUGAUACCUCUUUAUGACUUAACAAUAAAAAGGAUGUGUGGUUUUUAUCAACUGUCUCCAAAAUAAUCUCUUGGUAUGCAGGGAGUACAGUUCUUUCCAUUCAUACAUGAGCUCAGUAGUUGCUUCCCUAACUGCAAAGGCAAUCGCAUUAGUUGAGUAGCACCUGAGAGCAGCUUUGAGUUAGAGGUAUGUGUGUUAUACCCCACAUAAGAGUGCUAUGUGGGGCUGUUCAACACAAAUGUAACAAUGUAUUUUUGUGAAUGAGAGUUGGCAUGUCAUAUGCAUCUUCUAGAAAAAUAAUUAGUGUAAUAGUCUUAAGAUUUGUUUUCUAAAGUUGAUACUGUGGGUUAUUUUUGUGAACAGCCUGAUGUUUGGGACCCUUUUUUCUCAAAAUAAACAAGUCCUUAUUAAACCAGGAGUUUGGAGAAAAAAAACCUGGUUUUUUAUUUUUGUAUUUUAUAAUUGUUUACUUCAAAUUCUUUGUUUCACAGCGGCCUCCACAAAAACGCUAGAAUGUACUAAAAAUAUUUUUCUUUGAGUCAUAGUCUUCGCUCAUACGAACAUACACUACUCAAAUGAUGUGUCAUUGGGGUGGGUAUCGCUUUGAUGUGGAGUGGAGAUUCUUGUGCAGAAUGGCUUUUCUAUCCUAAUGAAAAGGUUUGGGAACAAUAUUAAGAUACUUCAUUAAUGUUUUGUGGUCCAUUUGGCACCCUUUUUGAGAUUUUUGUUGUGUGCUAGAUCUUUCUGUCCUUAAAUAGAAGAGGUUCAAACAUGUCAGGAUUUUAGGAAAAUUUGAAACAACUGGAGAAUGAACCUCUGUUCCUUUCAUUAUAUCUUUUUAAUUGCUAUUUAGAGUCGCAGUUACUUUUGGAUUCUGAGUCUGUGCCUCCAAGUUCCUAAGAAUAGAAAAGCUCGCUCUUCUGUGCUCUGCUAUAGUUUAUACCUUCCCAGGUGACUGAGAACAUUUACUUUCAAUUAGUUUAAUCCAUAUAAAUAAUUUUUGUUCCUUUCUCCUGUGUGAUUAAUUUCAGUGGUUUUUGUUUUGUUUUUUUUUGUUUUUUGUUUUUUGUUUUGGUCAUGAUACUAAUUAGCACUUAGACUUCUACGGAUGGAUAGAUAUGUUACACUUGCCUAACUAAUCCUGAAAGGUCUGGUUUAUGUUUUUAUACUUGUUUCCAGCAGAGCAGGAUAAGAACAUGGCUAGUUUGGACUAUUACCAUUUACACAAACCUUGGAUUCCCCAGAAAGUUGCUGUUUCAUAGCAUGCAACAAAGGCAUUUCUUUCCAACCUACUGUGGGCAGAAGUCCAUUCCUAUUUAUUAAGAUCUCAAAAAAUCAUUUUAUAUAACACGUGACAAAGCAGAAUAGAAGGAAGAGGCUAAUCUCCGAACCCCUUGGACCCCAUAUCCAUAGUACAAAAGUAGCUUUUGUGGAUUAAUUUGGUCAAAAAUACUUCUACUCCCCGCUUUGUUUUCUGAUGUAACAUGAUUUCAUGUUACAGAAACUCACUUUAAGCACAUAAUCCCCAAAAUAAGCUGGAUGCUUAGAAGAAAGGGUUAUGGUUCCAAGAUGUCAGUAAAACCUAUUUAAGAUAAUAAUGUUAGCUAUCAGCAACUAAAAGAUGCUGGACCAGUUAAGCCAUGCAUGAAAGGGUCUACACUUUUAAUUUCAUAUGAAACCAAGUAUUGAAAGAAACUGUGGAAAGCUUAAAGGUACAGUCAUGUGCUCUUCAAAAAUGUAUACACACAUCCAAGGUUAUUGAUAAAAUGCCGACAUUUCUAGUUUGUCUUAAUGGGGAAGAGUAAUUUCACACUGUAUGUCUCAGACUAUUAGGAGUUUAAAUUUAAACAGUACUGUAAGAUUUCUGUAAUCAUAGAUUAUACUCUUAAUACUUGGAAAUUCAAAAUCCUAGGCCAAAGCUUAGAGAAAAGGAAACUUGACUGAAAUAGCAUAUAGUUCUAUAUCUUGCAAGCUGAUGAAAUGCAGAUACUACAAGUUUUUUUUAAAAAAAGAGAUCGUUGUCUUAAAGACCAUUGGUCUAAUAAAGGCUUAUAGUCAUUGUUAACAUCAUUUAACUCUGGGCCCCAGGAAAAGAGAUUGGAAUAGGUUCAAUAGAAAUAGAGGCAGAGGAGGCAUGGGCUCUGCGGUUUAGCAGUGGGUUGGCAGAGCAGGUGAGGUUGAAAAGCUUGACAGUUUGAGAGAGAGCUAAUUUUUUAGAGGAAAUUCUGAGUAACUUGACAAUCUCAAAAGAGCAGGCCUUAAGCUAUAAGCUAUUUAAUAGAAAUAAGACUUACCAUAGUAAAAUACGGUGAUGACUUUGUUGGGUAUUAAAAAUUUCAGAAUAAUGGUUUAUCCAAUAUGCCCAGGAAAUAAAAGAAAACAACCUGGAAGCUUUUAAAGACUGCACUGUCCAGCCAGGAUUGGAUGAAGAAGGUGGAUGACUUAAAUCCCUUUGGAACAUUUCUGAUGCUACAUAAUUUUUAAUGGGGAGACUUCUGUGGCAUUCACUGGCAAAGGUACUUUUCUACUUUUGCUAUUUCACUAGUGAAAGGAGCUAACUUAAAGCUGUUGGAUUGGAAUGGGCGACAAAUUUGGAACACUUGAAAAGAGGGUUUCCAAUAGAUUUCAGAUGUUACCCCAACAUCUGAAACCUGUGAGGAUUAGUAGUACUAGUCGUACAUGUUUUAAAGUCUCUUAAGAGAACUAGGUGUAAGAGAAUGGGAAAAUGCAAACAAGAACAAUAGAAUUAUGAUAAAUUGGAAAGGAGUCAAAUGAGUAUUAAGAAUAUAAUGGAAGAAAGGGUAGAUUAAAAAUAAGCAUCAUUAAAGCCAUACAGUAACUAUAAAAUACCAGUAAAGGAAUCUAGUGAAUAACUUAGCAGCAGUAUGUUGAUACAAACGUGUAAGUAGCUAGGGGAAGGAAAUCUUGCAGGUAUGAUAUGCAAAGUAAAGAAAUGGAAGCCGAGACACUAUACUUCACAAACAUUGGUGGUUUUAGGUAAACUGGAUGAUAACAGUGGGAUGUGUUGUGGAAGUAGUUGGGAAAUAGAGAAAUAGCUAGGUACUUAUUUUUAGGAAAGUGAGAAAACAGCAUCAUUGAUUGUGGCCUUGGAGAAUAAAGGAUUUAGCCAUAGAAGUUGAUCUUUUUAUUUAGUUUGAGGAAAAUUUGCCUGUACCACUGUCAAAAUGGGGUUUGAGUUUUAUACCCUAGUUCAGAUCACACUGACCAAGGAAAUGCAUUUCAGUUGAGUUUUAGAUGGACAAGGAAAAAGUACAGUGAUACCUUGAAGCCAGUCAAAAAUAGUAAACACAGAUCUGACAGAAAUGGGAGUGACCAGUAAAUGAGCUACAUAUGAUAUGUAUAGAAUGGGCUGGUAAGUAACUGUAGUGACUCGUUUGCUUUAUCAAUGCUGUUUAUCUCAUAGAGAACAGGUACCAUUUAUAUUGUAUUAUUUGAUGAAUAAGGGGCUCUCAGAGAAUUUCUAGUGUUUUUAGAAAGACCUUGGGAUAAAGUAAAAAUUGGGCCAGCUAAAUAGUACAGAAAAAGCUAGAUUUAGAGGUACACCUGACUGGGAUGACAGAAUUCCAAAUGUUUAGAGAGAAUAAAUUAGAGGUGUUGGAAAAUUACGUUUGAAUUUCAGUUAAUCAGAUUAAUCCUAAUCAGGAAGACCUCAAAAGAACAUGUGGUUGCAUUAGUAACUUUCAAAUUAAUUUUUUAAAAAAAUAGUCCUAUUACGAAAAACAGGGCCUGUGUGGAGAGUUGGAGUUAAAAACCCUGUUUGAGUUGGGGUGGACUUCUCCCUGACCUUAAGUCAGAACUACAGUAGAAGGGAUAGUGUAAUGGGGUGAAUGCCAAAAAAAAAAAAAAAUAGUAGCAG
This is a messenger RNA of Mustela erminea (ermine), 5688 nucleotides long. It is a transcript of the gene HNRNPC, whose product is annotated as heterogeneous nuclear ribonucleoprotein C. The transcript has 8 exons. Gene Ontology annotation, cellular component: nucleus. The coding region runs from base 646 to 1569 and encodes 307 amino acids. Lineage: Eukaryota; Metazoa; Chordata; Mammalia; Carnivora; Mustelidae. Gene Ontology annotation, molecular function: RNA binding. The record is from RefSeq and is a predicted model, not a curated record.